This is a messenger RNA of Limanda limanda (common dab), 2212 nucleotides long. RefSeq names its product UDP-glucuronosyltransferase 2A2-like. Gene Ontology annotation, molecular function: UDP-glycosyltransferase activity. Lineage: Eukaryota; Metazoa; Chordata; Actinopteri; Pleuronectiformes; Pleuronectidae. The record is from RefSeq and is a predicted model, not a curated record. The transcript has a single exon. The coding region runs from base 1 to 1581 and encodes 526 amino acids.
AUGUUCCAAACCAGCCUGGUGUCCCUCACAGUGCUGCUGUGCUCGGCCCUCUGGGUCGAUGGAGGGAAGGUCCUGGUGUUCCCUGUAGAUGGAAGCCACUGGAUCAACAUGAAGGUCAUCAUCGAGGAGCUUCACUCCAGAGGGCAUGAGGUCACAGUCCUGCGGUCGUUCGACUCCUGGUACAUCAAGCAAGAGUCUCCCCACUACAAGUCCAUCACUCUUAAUUCCUCAGCUGGUUUCGAUGAGGAAAGCUUUGGCUUAUUUGUAACCGAAACGCUGAAGAUGCGGCGGGAAGGUUUAUCACUUUGGAAUUUCAUAUCUCUGCGAUUUGGAAUGUUAAACGCAUUCUAUUACAUGCAUCAGAAGCUGCUUUGGAUGGUGGAGGAGAUGUUCCAGGACACUAAACUGAUGCAGAGCCUUCACGAUGCCAACUAUGAUUUGGUUCUGACAGAUCCUGCUGUUGGUGGAGGGGUGCUUCUGGGUCACCGCUUGGGUCUUCCACUUGUCUUCAAUGUGAGGUGGACCAUUCAGGGUGAGGGACAUCAGAUAAUAGCACCAUCCCCAGUCUCAUAUGUCCCAAUACCAGAGUCAGAGCUGACUGACAAGAUGACCUUCAACCAGAGGGUCAAGAACUUCCUCUUCUACUUAUUUACACGUUUUCAAGUUUGGUACACUGUGGAUUCAAACUACAAACCUUUUGUCCAGCGUCACUUCGGCAGUGACGUACAUUACAUGGAGCUGUUCCAAGCGGCAGAUAUCUGGCUGAUGAGGAUCGAUUUUACCUUUGAGUUCCCAAGACCCACGAUGCCGAACAUCAUCUACAUGUCGGGGUUUCAGUGCAAACCCUCCAAGCCUCUGUCCAAGGAACUGGAGGAGUUUGUCCAGAGCUCUGGUGAACAUGGGGUCAUCGUGAUGACGUUGGGAACCCUGGUGGCAAACCUUCCAGAGGACGUCACUGACCACAUCGCAGCAGCUUUUGCCCAACUUCCUCAGAAGGUGAUCUGGAGGCACAAAGGAAGAAGGCCGUCCACUCUUGGGAACAACACCUUACUCUUAGACUGGCUGCCUCAGAACGACCUCCUGGGUCACCCCAAGACCAGACUGUUUGUGGCCCAUGGAGGAACCAAUGGAAUCCAGGAGGCCGUCUACCACGGCGUCCCCCUGGUGGGCCUGCCUCUCAUGUUUGAUCAGCCUGACAACUUCUUCAAGAUGAAAGUAAGAGGUGUGGCCAAAGUCAUGGACAUUGCAACUGUGAACAGGGAGAACUUCUUGGAGGCGCUGGAGGAGGUUCUCCAUGAACCGAGCUACAAAGAGAACAUGAGGAAGCUGUCCAACCUGCAGAGAGAUCAGCCCAUCAAACCCAUGGACCAUGCCAUGUUCUGGAUCGAGUUCGUCAUGAGGCACAAGGGGGCGCCGCACCUCAGGACAGACUCUUAUAAGAUGUCCAUGGUCCAGUACUACUCCAUCGAUGUCAUUGCCUGUCUGCUGGCCGUUGGUUUGGCAGCAUUCACUCUCUUUAUUGCUGUCAUCAAGUUUUUGUGUUGCAGAGUGUUUUACAGAAGCAAAGUCAAAAAUGAAUGAGUGUGCUGCAAUAUUUCACAAUUUUACAAUCUGAAUUUUGAUUCAUGAAAAUGAUUCUAAAUCGUUCACUAGUCAACUGUGGCCACUGCCAACGGCCAACAGCUCCUUUACCUUUAUAUACUUAUUCAUUAUUAAUGUUUGAUUCAAAUAAAACUGCUGAUCAACACGUUGGAUUCUCUCAGCAUUUAUAUAUAAGAGUCCACUGCGAGACAAUGCUGCAAAAUGUAUGUGAAGAGAUUUUACUUUGUAAACUGUAAUGAAUUUGGACUCAUGAUACAGAGACUUUCACUGGUGUGACCUUCUUACUGUCUCUAUGCUGGAGGUCACAUGUUGGGAGACAUCAUCUUCAGAGAAUCAAAAAGUUCUCUCAGAGCUUCACUUUCCAUGCAGACCACACAGAUGUUUAUGAGCUUAAUGAAUGAAUUAUUUGUGUUUUUACUUCAUUUUUUAUGGCAGAAUCCCCUCGAGCGUCACAAACCAAUAAGGUCCCGGGCUUCUGCCAGAUGAGGAAUCGCUCACAGUCAUUUUUAACUUUAAAAUGUCUUUCAAUGCUUUUUGUACAAUGACGAAUGAUACUAAUGAUUGUCAAAUGUUUUAAAAUAAAAGACUUUUGAGAUAUUUUCAAAACAUA